Molecule: messenger RNA, 6707 nt
Organism: Galleria mellonella (greater wax moth)
Lineage: Eukaryota; Metazoa; Arthropoda; Insecta; Lepidoptera; Pyralidae
Gene: Cad89D
Product: cadherin-89D
Exons: 21
Coding region: 109-6222 (2037 amino acids)
Biological process (GO): homophilic cell-cell adhesion
Cellular component (GO): catenin complex; plasma membrane
Molecular function (GO): calcium ion binding; cadherin binding
Source: RefSeq, a predicted model, not a curated record
CGCCACAGAAUGCAGAAGGAAACGGAAUAAAAGAACCAGUGUACCAAGUGUCAGUGACAAAAAUGAAAUGUGUAUACGUUUUAGUGGACUAACGUGUACACAGAAACAAUGUACGCAUCAAGAUUCGUUUCGCUCUUGCUCGCCGUCACGCUGGCGAGAAGUGCCAUAUGUUGCAACUUUUAUCCUGUCGGUGAAUACCUAAAGUUCGUGAGGAUACCAGAGAGCCUCCAAGUCGGGGAAGAGGUGCUGCAAGUUGAAGUGCAUCCCAGAAAGAACCUCAGUCUCCAACCGGUGGACAAAGAAGAAGAUGCCCACUACUUCACGUAUCGGGACGUGAACCGGACCCACGUGUCAGUGGUGCUGGCGCAGAGCCUCAACUCAAUGGUGGACAGUGACACGCCGCAGAACGUCAUGAAGUUCAGGCUUGGCUGCGACUUCGAUUCUGGCGAUGACCUUAUAUCGGCGUAUUUGUCCGUGACGGUGUACAUAGAAGACGUAAACGAUAACGCGCCAAAAUUUUUAGACUCCUCAUACAAAGUCACCGUGGAUGAACUGACACCAGCAGGUCUAACUAUUUUCAAGGGCAUUCGAGCGUUUGACCGUGAUAAACCUAACACACCCAACUCGGAUAUCCAGUACAGCAUCACAGGAGGCAACCAUGACGAUCACUUCGCCCUUGAGAGUUCCCAUAAGCCUGCUGUUAUACUGAAGAAACAAUUGGACUUUGAUGCUGGUGACAGGCAGUUUAAGAUUAUUGUAACCGCUUCGGACCGUGGGUCCCCACCGCGUAGCACCAACACCACAGUCGAUAUCUACGUACAGGAUAACGAUGAUUUGCCACCAAAGUUCUCACGCGAUAUUUACAGGACGCAGAUACCCGAGUUUUAUCCACUAUUGGGCAAACGUAUCCAUCAGGAAUUGAUAUUUCAAGAGCACAUAAAAGCAUUUGACCAAGACGAGGGCCUGAACGCAUCUCUACGGUACGAACUCGUCGCUGGCAAUGAACGAAAGCUAUUCUUUUUGGAUCCUGUCAACGGUACCCUUUUUCUGGAAAAAGAGAUUGACCUUGACGUCGAAACGGGACUUCCAGGCAAUACAUUCGUGCUGCAGAUCCAAGCAUCGCAGAUUAAUAAUCCUCUAAAAACAGCACAAGCUCGAGUGGAAGUUGAAAUCUUAGAUCUGAACGAUAAUUUACCUGAAUUCGAAGUGGAUUUCUAUAACAUAAGCAUCGUAGAAAACUUACCUAAUGGUUUCAGUGUAUUACAAGUAAUGGCGGCGGACAAAGAUCAAGGUGAAAAUGGAGAGUUUACAUAUCAACUGAACGAUCGUAAAGGCGCCUUUUCAAUCGAUCCUAGAAGUGGAUGGCUUACCGUUAAAAACCAGACUGUCCUGGAUAGAGAACGACACUCGUCUUUGAGAAUGAAAGUAUAUGCCAAGGAAAAGAAUCCCAGUGUUGUCGGAGCUUUUUAUGAUAAACAGCGACAAUCAAAAUUGCGUAGAAAUUCCGUCACUUCUAGACCAGCAUAUAGAGACAGAACUACUUAUGUAUUUCCUGAUAAAUUGGGAAAUAAAAACGAAAAUAUAGAAUAUUUCGAAGAGGCUCAUCAACUGAUGUCUUUUGUAACGGUAGAAGUAACACUGUUAGAUGCUAAUGAUAAUAAUCCAGUGUUUGUGCCGAGUAACCUUUAUGAGUUUAGUAUUAAAUCAAAUUCUAAAAUUGGAUCGUUUAUUGGGAAAAUUAAAGCUGUCGAUCCAGAUUUAGGAAGAAACGGUAUGGUUUACUACGAUUUGCAAAGAACUAGUAACUUAACUAUUACAUCUCCUUUCUUAAUUGAUGCCAAGACUGGGGCUAUUAGUGUAGCUGAAACUCCGAUUAUAGAAGGAAGACAUGCACUUUUCAUCGAAGCUUCAGAUCAACCAGCUAAUCCCAGUGAAAGGCGAUAUUCUUUAGCUGUAGUUACAAUAGACGUGACUAGACCUAGUAAAGGUAAUAAACCAGAAAAGCCAGACUUCAUAGGAUCACCAUACGAAUUUUGGGUUGGAUCUAAUGUUGGCAUAGGAACAAGUGUAGGCCAGAUUAGAAUAAAUGAUGCUAUGGAAAAAAGUGAUGUAUCUUAUGAUUUACUACAUAGUUAUGAAGAAGGAGUACCUUUUGCUGUUGAAGAAAAAUCAGGAGUAAUAACGGUUAUAGAAGAACUAUCAAAAUUCAAUCGUCCAAUUUAUGAUUUUGAAGCAGUAGCGACGCAAGAUAAUUCUAAUAUCUCCAUAACAACAAACACUACAAUUCACGUAGUUGAUGUUAAUGAUGAGAGAGGUGUUUUAUUAAAGGGUUCUAAGACUCCGCUCAUAUUUCAUGUGAAGGAAAAUAUCGCAGGAGCGAUUAUUGGCCAAAUUUUUCCAGUUAAUAUGAGUUCAUUAUCUACGAAUAAUACUGGAAACAUUCGAUUUAUAAUUGCCAAUCAACAAGACGUUUCAAAUGAUAUUGCUAUUGGACAAGACGGAUCAAUUUAUGCUCAAAAAGCUUUAGAUCGAGAAAAGCGAGAUACAUAUAGUUUGACUAUUAUUGCUGAAUUUAAUAAAGGAAUGAUAUCUGGGGCUGGAAUAUAUCAAGCGACUAUUUAUGUCGAUGAUGAAAAUGAUAAUCCACCAAUUUUUGAAUUACCAGCUUAUGAAGGACAUAUCCCAGAAAAUUCAAAGAAAGGCACAGAAGUUAAGGUUACUAACAGAAUAGUGGCGAAAGAUGCUGAUGUAGGAGAAAAUGCCUUGUUUAUGUACACCCUUUUUGGUGAUGGUCAUGAAAUGUUCAAUGUCGAUCAAAACACUGGCAUAGUUACAUUUGUCGGCAAUAAAAUAGAUCGUGAAGAAAAAAGUAGCUAUUUACUAAAAAUAGUAGCAAGAGAUAAAGGUGGUUUGAGCUCAGAUGCCAAAUUAACAAUUACAGUUGUAGACGAAAAUGAUAAUGUACCAAAAUACAAACAGUUAACUAUACCAUUUGGAGAAAACAUUGACUUGUUAGAAGCUGAUGAUAAUGUUCAAGUCCAAAUAUACAAAGAGAAAAAGAAUGAAGCUACAGGGUCUAUAGCAAAUAUAGAAAUAAAACCUAGAAAUAAAUUUCCUUUAAAAGUUGGAGAUCUAGGACCAUUAUUUUUGGUACCAGAAAAUAUUGCUAUAGGUUCGACAAUAUUAAAACUGGGUGCCGUUGAUAUGGAUAGUGGAAUUAAUGGUCAAGUCAGAUACGAAUUUACUUCAGAAGUUUUUAUACCUCCUCAUGAAGUAUCUACAGAUUCUUUACAAAUAAAAAGAUAUUUUGUUAUUAACGAAAGACAUGGUCAUAUUAUUGUAGCAAGAACUUUACCUCCUGAGUCCGAAUUUAGAUUAAACAUAUCAGCUUUAGAUGGUGGAGAAUUGAGUGAUCACAUAUCUGUACGAUUUUUCAUAAAAGACAUCAAUGAUCAUUAUCCAAUGUUUAAAAAAUCGUGGUACAUGUUCAACGUUGAGGAAGCUCAAUAUACAAGAAAAGUAUUAGGAAAAGUGGAUGCCACUGAUGCUGAUUAUGGACAAAAUGCUAACCUUACAUAUUUUAUCCAACCGUCUAGUAAAGAAAUUCCAUUUGAAAUAUCACCAUUAACUGGUGUGUUUAGUGUAAAUGGUGAACUUGAUAGAGAAAAGGAAGACAAAUAUGUACUUACUGUAGUAGCAAGAGAUAAUGGAGUAGAAAAUAAAUUAUCUUCUUCAGUAAGUGUAGAAGUACAAGUAUUAGAUGUAAACGAUAAUGCACCUAAGUUUUUCGGUUAUGAUGAGUUAUUAAAAUGGCAACAUCCAGAAGCAGAUGAAAUUUCAAAUCAUAACUUUGAGUCUGUAAUGAUGUUACCUCUUUAUAAAGCUACUUUAGAAGAAAAUGCACCUAUUGGUACUACUGUUAUUAAAUUAUAUGCAAAUGAUUCUGACUUUGUCGGAAACGGAAAUGGCUUGAUCCUUUAUAGCUUACCACAAAAAAAGAAUCAGUUAAAUUUAUUUGCUAUCGAUUCCAAAGAAGGAAUAAUAACAACAAUGGGAAGAUUAGAUUAUGAAACGCAACCAGUACAUAAUGUAACAGUAGUAGCUUCAGACCUAGGAUCUCCGAGUUUAAGUUCAACAGCGAUAUUAAUGUUGACUGUGACAGAUGUUCCUGAUGAAGUUGAAAUGUCCGAUAAGCCUAUAUUUAUAUCAAGAUAUUAUGAAUUAGAAAUAGAAGAAAACGUUGAAACACCAGUUGAGCUAGUUAGUUUGAAUUUAACCGAGCACUAUGAAAAUGUAAAGAUGAAAUAUUUUAUUCUAAAUGAAGACGUACCUGAUAUAAAGAAAAUGUUUGUGAUUGAUCCUCGUAAUGGUACUUUGUAUUUAGUGAGAAGUCCAGAUCGUGAAGUGAAAGACAUUUAUGAAGUCAUAGUAAGGGCUGAAAGACAAAAAGUGAGCAGAGAUAUGCCUCAUAUGAUAUACCCAGUAGCUGAUGAUGUUCUGGAGGGUAUGAGCAAAUACGACGUUAAAGUGUUGGUACGAAUAAAAGAUGUAAAUGACAAUGCUCCAAAAUUUAUAAACGGCGGUAGACCAUUAGUGACUGCUAUUCCCACAACUGCUGCAUUUGGUUAUCAAGUUAUACAGUUACAGGCCACCGACGCUGAUACGGGAAUUAAUGCUGAUAUUCGUUAUCAAAUUAUCAACGAGCAAGCUCCAAGGUUUGCCAUCGAUGCUGUUUCUGGAACCGUACGUGUGGUGUCGGCUCUAACGCGUGACGCUGGACGAGUGUUUGGUUUCGAUGUUAAAGCAACUGAUAAACGAGGAGCUGAUGAUGGCAAAUCAGCUAUUGCUAAUGUUUUUGUCUAUGUGCUAGAUGAGAAUAAACAAUUAGUAUUGGUUGUGGACGCAAAACCUAUGGAGGUGGAGAAGCAAAUUGCUAAUAUUACUCGAACGCUUACCGGAAUAACAGGAUAUGAUAUUAGAGUGAGACGGCUAGAAUCGAACACUAAGGCUUCCAUGGAUGGAUUUGCGACCGACAUGUACAUCUACGCAGUGGAUCCGAUGUCCAAUGCGAUCAUCGACAUGGAUGUUUUACAGAAAUCUUUAUUAAAACGAGAGGCGGAGCUUCGACAUGAGUUGGGUGGAUUCAAAGUUCUGGAAGUGGGUGGCAUGGCUAUGGUGCAAGCAAGAAGUGGCAAGUUGCUUAGCACUAUGGAAAUAAGCAUUGUUGCACUUGCUUGCAUUGUUUUUGUUGGUGCCUGCACUACCGCUAUUUGCAUAUUGUGUGUGAGGAAAAGCAGAAGACAACGUCAAAAACCAUAUUCCCAACGUCUUAACGCUUUUUCUACUGAACACCUAACUAAAUAUGGCGGUCUCUUCCCAUCCGGAGCCAACCAAUGUCAAGAGUUAAACCAGUCGUACAGUGAAGCUGACUCUUAUAUAGAUGUGAUUAACCAUAACACGGCAAAGAAGGUAUGCCCACAUGGUAACACAGUGGAGGAUUUCGGGAAGGCACACCAGAAAUGUGUUAACAAUGAAUUUAAUCCGAAACACGAAAGAAUGUGCAUCAAGUUCAAUCAACGACCAGCGCAAAAAAGGAAGGGGCAAGACACCUCGAUAACGUCAGUGAAUUCUAGUGGCCAAGACUCCGGAAUUGCUGAAGGCGUGCGGUGUCCUUGCGGCCAGUCCAGCUUGCAUACCUCGGAAGAGAGCAGCGGUUGCAGUUACGAAGACUCCCUAAAGUCUAACCACAAUCAGGAACGAAAGAACUUCCACCGUUCUGACCAGGAUCACAGGUUCCCCCGACGAGCCUCGUUCGCUCACCACCCUAUGGACCCCCGACCCGUCCACUACAGAAGACAAUCCUUCUCCGAAAAUAUGCAGAGACACUUCCCACCGUUGGAAAGGUUUGGAUCUGAAGUAAGAUUGACAAGACAGAUAUCAACUCCUAAUGUCUCCAAUUUAAAUCAAUCGUAUUUCAUGAAUAACAAUAAACAGAAUGUGCGAAGGAAAGAGGUAUUGAACGAGCCGAUGAUAGAUUACGAUCACAGUGAAGCUGAGGAUGUGUUCGAUACGAGAAUAAAAAGAAGACCGAGCGCAAAGAACAAUAGGGGAAAGUUUAUGGAGCUCGGUGGACAGGCGGCUGUGUUUGUCGCGACGCCUGCUGCAGCUGAAAUAAUGAGGAGGCAAGGCAGUGAGAGGCUUAUGUUCGCGAGGCCUUUAUAGCACAUUUAGUUCAAAUCUGUAAUUGGUACUCGACAAACUUCUAUUGUGAUAGAAAAUUGAUUUUUUUUUCAACUUGUGCAAUCCAUUGUAUUUAUAGCGUGCUAUGUAUACAUGUAAAUAGGAAGUAAUGUAAGUAGUUUUAAAAGUAAGAUAUUAAUUUUCUUGCCUACCAUAGCUUUAUUUUCAUAAUCUUGGUACUUGUGUCCAAAGAGAGUGUUUUCAGUUAAGAGUGCCAUUUGGGAGAUGUCUUCAGAAAACAAAAGGAAGACUUUAUAUUGUUACGGUAGUUAAUGUAACGACCACCGUAUGUAGUGCAUAUUUAUGUAAAUUGAUAAUUUUGUAAUUUUGUAAAUAAUCUUUAGUCGUAGAAUUGUAAUAAAAUUUGUUACUUUACAGUAUUUUAUUCCUUUAUUCAUGAAUCUGGUAUAGAUACAAAUUAAAUUAAAUUUAAAUAAAAAUUAAGAGUCCUCAGGAAUGGCAACGCA